Messenger RNA from Tachyglossus aculeatus (Australian echidna), 588 nucleotides. RefSeq names its product olfactory receptor 4C12-like. The transcript has a single exon. Gene Ontology annotation, cellular component: membrane. Gene Ontology annotation, molecular function: olfactory receptor activity. Lineage: Eukaryota; Metazoa; Chordata; Mammalia; Monotremata; Tachyglossidae. Gene Ontology annotation, biological process: G protein-coupled receptor signaling pathway. The coding region runs from base 1 to 588 and encodes 195 amino acids. The record is from RefSeq and is a predicted model, not a curated record.
AUGGUGAUGGCCUAUGACCAUUACGUGGCUUUAUGCAAGCUGUUGUACUACACGACCAUAAUGAGCAGACAUCUCUGUAGCUCACUGGUGGCCGUGGCCUGGGCCGGAGGCUUCCUUCAUGCCACAAUACAGAUUCUCUUCAUGUCACACUUACCAUUCUGUGGCCCCAGUGUCAUCGACCACUUCAUGUGCGAUUUGUACCCCUUGAUAAAACUGGUCUCCACCGAUACUCACAACUUGCACCUGCUGGCUGCUGCUAACAGUGGCAGCAUGUGCCUGUUAAUCUUUGUCCUGCUCAUGAUUUCCUAUACCUUCAUCUUGCACUCCCUGAAGACCCACAAUGUCACGGGUAGGCUCAAAGCUCUCUCCACCUGUGCCUCCCACUUCACCAUUGUCAUCUUCUUCUUUAUUCCGUGCACCUUUACAUAUGUGCAGCACAAAACUUCCUCAUCCAUUGACAAGGCUGUUGCAGUAUUUUAUGCUAUGAUACUCCCUAUGCUAAGUCCCUUCAUCUACACGUUGAGAAAUGCAGAGAUAAGUGCCAUUAGAAAGUCAGUGAGCAAAACAGUGACUUUUGCCCACGAAUAA